Messenger RNA from Salvia splendens (bonfire salvia), 1083 nucleotides. RefSeq names its product protein COFACTOR ASSEMBLY OF COMPLEX C SUBUNIT B CCB1, chloroplastic. NCBI's taxonomy places the organism in Eukaryota, Viridiplantae, Streptophyta, Magnoliopsida, Lamiales, Lamiaceae. The transcript has 5 exons. The coding region runs from base 166 to 954 and encodes 262 amino acids. The record is from RefSeq and is a predicted model, not a curated record.
AAUGCCCGAUUUUUAAUUAGUUGAAACCCAUAUAACCGCCACUCAUCUCAUCUUCAGUAGCUCCUUUCCCCUUAUCCAUCGCUGCUUUCUUCUUCGCCGAGGGGCCUCAUCUCCACCCGCCGCUGCUCCCUUCCCCUCCACGAAGUCUAAAGCUUCAUCAGAUAAAUGGCAACGAAGCUACUUAUAUCUCCUCUCUCUCAUCGUUGCACAAUUUCAACCCAAGACCAACAGCACAUUCACUCAUGGCCUGGAAGUGUCCGAGUGCCAACAAAGCAGAGGAGCCUUGCAGUUCAACUAUCUACCUCUGUGGGCGAUACUUUGUUGUCGUCUUCAGAUUUUGUGGAGCAUCUACCUCAGCAUACACAGUCUCUCUUUCUGCUUGCAGAAAGUACUGGCUACUCACUGGCUAGUUAUUAUACUUCUCUGGGUCUCUUUGUCAUCUCCGUUCCCGGUCUUUGGUCCCUCAUCAAACGUUCAGUAAAAUCCAAGGUUGUCAAGAAGACACUCGUAGGAGAAGGGGAGGGAAAGAAGGCACCUAAUCAGGUUGCAGGAGAAAUACUAUCAUUCUUUACUCGCAACAAUUUUGUAGUGUCAGAUAGAGGAGAGACAAUUGUAUUCGAAGGGGUGAUGGUGCCAAGUCGAGGUCAAGCAGCAUUGCUCACUUUCUGUACAUGUAUAAGUCUUGCCAGUGUAGCACUUGUUCUCACAAUAACUUAUCCAGACAUCGGAAACAACUGGUUCUGGCUAACCAUAUUGAGUCCAUUAGCGGGAGUUUAUUAUUGGACGAAAGCGUCUAGGAAGGAGCAGAUCCAGGUUAAAGUAUUGGUGGGCGAUGACGAGAACCUAUCGGAGAUCAUCGUCCAAGGCGACGAUCAGCAAGUGGAGCAGAUGAGAAAGGAGCUUCAGCUGAGUGAGAAGGGUAUGGUGUAUGUGAAGGGCCUCUUUGAAAGAUAAAAUCAAUGGAAAAUGUGAAUGAUGUGUUAAGUCCUCAAGCAGCAAAGCAAUGUAUGUGGAGUCAUAUAUAUAGUGAAGUCAAGAGAAUACGCUUUUUCGACGUGAAUUUUAGCGGCAAUUAUCCCUAAA